Molecule: messenger RNA, 672 nt
Organism: Linum tenue
Lineage: Eukaryota; Viridiplantae; Streptophyta; Magnoliopsida; Malpighiales; Linaceae
Source: the annotation of a GenBank genome assembly
AUGUUCAUCUUCUGCUACUCCAUCUUCAUCGCCACUAUCAUCAACCAUUCCUCCUCCUUAGCUCGAACCAUAGCCAACCCAACGCCGCCUUCCACCCACCACCACCUUCAUCAGAACCUCACCUUCCUAAUGCAGAACUUACUCAAUGCAACAUACCAUGCAGCCACCACAAAGCUCACCAGCCAAAUCCCAUCUCCAAAGCCUCUAGGCCUCUUCCCUCCAAGCACAGGCAUUCUGAUCCCACAACAACCUUCCAUUGUCCCAACGGUUUCAGCCGCCGCCGGAUUCACUAAGCAAGCCUUGACGACUCCAAAAUUGGCUUGCUAUCAUUCUCAGCCCGAGCUGCCCUGGAGGAAGGAAGGUGUGUAUGUGGCUAGCUCGGAGGAUGGAACCAGCUACAUGGUGGCAAUGACUGCAAACUUGAACGGUGGAGGGAGUAGCUGCUGGGGUGGAGAUCAGAAGGGAAUCAAUGGCGAUGGGUUGAGGUUUUUCGGGGUGCAUAGCAAGAGAAAUAAGGGCGAGUCUCACAUUGCUGUGAUUGGUGGGGCGGGGAAGUAUGAGGGUGCUAACGGGUUUGCUGUAAUGGAAGUUGUGGAUUUAAGCUCUAAUUUUGCUAUUGUUGAAGAGUACAGAAGGGAUGAGUUCCUUUUGUUCACUGUGUAUCUCGGCUAG